AUGUCGACAACAAGUCAGAACACCGUCGCGGACGACAACAAAAUCGGCAUACUAGAUCUACCCCAAGAGAUAUUCGACAUCAUCGGAAACUACGUGCUGCCCAGACAAGUACCGACACUCCGUCUAACAUCAAGGGGCGUCAAUCACAGAUUCCACAAGGUGUUCCUGAAGGUCAACUACCGGACCUUGACGGCAUCUCUUGCUUCGAAGCGAUCCCUGCGAAGAUCUUUGGCGAUUGUGUCAGUGCCCGAGUAUGCAAGGACCAUUCGACAGGUCGAUAUCUACAUCGACCAGUAUGACGACAAUAAAGGCUGGAAGGGUCGUAUGGAUGAUGAGCUCGAGAUGGAGCGGACUCAUGCUGAUAAAAAGUACCUCAUCGAGAUCUUCCGCCGCCUUGGUCGGAAUGCACAUGGCACCACAGUCCAGGUCAGGAGUGGCAGUGUGCUGGGGCCAAGGUAUUUUGGUGCGUCGCUGGGCUCCAGGUUCAACAACAGGGGUCUCUGUGCGCCAAAUAUCACUGACGAACGACCAUUCCGUACCAUCACUGCUGCAUUGGCGUUGAGCUUCCUCAAGAUCGACCGCUUCGUGCUGGACACCUUCGAUGAGGAGGCGUACAGUGUCGCGAUUCACCGAGUUGUGCUGCGUUCACCGCACUCGUGCCCAGCGAUCUUAAACGCUCAGACGUUGUUCCAGAAUGUGCGCGAGUUGAGAAUGGACGUUUGGCCAGCUUCCUCCGUCUCUGACUAUGCUGUGGGCAAGGCCAUCUGCGCGCUGAGAUUCGCCAAAGUCAGGGAGAUGGAGAUUCAAGCGAUGCUCGUGCUUAAGGAUCUGGUCUCCUUUCUGCGGAACCACGAUGGCAUUGAGGUCUUGGUGUUGUGCCAGGUCACCAUCGACGUGGAGGACUUCGACUCAACUAUAACAUAUGCGACCAGCGUCGACGCAGCUUUAAAUACCCUGGCGCCUUCGCGGGUCAUCCAAACAGAUACCAACACUCGCUUCCUUGGCCAGUACGAGGAGGAUGAGGAGAUAAGGUAUGCGAGGUCGUUCUAA
Messenger RNA from Fulvia fulva, 1050 nucleotides. RefSeq lists its product as uncharacterized. NCBI's taxonomy places the organism in Eukaryota, Fungi, Ascomycota, Dothideomycetes, Mycosphaerellales, Mycosphaerellaceae. The coding region runs from base 1 to 1050 and encodes 349 amino acids. The transcript is spliced from 2 exons. The record is from RefSeq and is a predicted model, not a curated record.